UUGGAAUAGUUUUGCAGAGCUGCCCUCUCCUUGUAGGACAGGUUAAGGGGACACCUUCGCUUCUCUAGACUAUUGGAAAGCUUUCUGCCUUCCCUGAAUCCUCCGCAUACUGGCCACCUCUCUCUUUGCAGGAAAUCCGGGAUCCUCUUAUGCAGUGGCUGGGGAAACAUGUGGAUGCUGAAGGAGUAAUAAAAUCGAGCAAGCUCUCCCUUAAAUUCGUUUCAUCCUACACAUCUGAAAUAGAAAUCACCCCAUCUGCUAUACCUGUGGUGACUGACAUAGAGACCUUCUCAUCAGAAAAUUUUAACUUUGAGAUCUACCAACAAAAUUUGCAGACAAAGAAACUUGGAAAAGUAAUUCUGUUUGCUGAAGUGACACCCACUACAAUGAGUCUUCUGGACGGGUUGAUGUUUGAGAUGCCACAGGAAAUGGGUUUAAUCGCCAUCGCAGUCCACCAAACGCAGGGCAAAGGGCGGGGAAGGAAUGCUUGGCUGAGCCCCGUGGGGUGCGCUCUUUCUACCCUGCUUGUCUCCAUCCCACUGAGAUCCCAGCUGGGACAGAGGAUUCCGUUUGUCCAGCAUCUGAUGUCUCUGGCUGUCGUGGAGGCGGUAAGGUCCAUUCCUGGGUACCAGGAUAUCAACUUACGAGUGAAGUGGCCCAACGAUAUUUAUUACAGUGACCUCAUGAAGCUUGGUGGCGUUCUGGUUAACUCAACACUUAUGGGAGAUACAUUUUAUAUCCUUAUUGGCUGUGGAUUUAACGUGACUAACAGCAACCCUACCAUAUGCAUCAACGAUCUCAUCACAGAAUACAAUAAGCAGCAGGGGGCUGAACUAAAGCCCUUAAGAGCUGAUUAUCUCAUCGCCAGAAGUGUGACUGUGCUGGAGAAGCUAAUCGACACAUUUCAGGACGAAGGGCCCAAUGGCGUUCUUCCUCUCUAUUAUAAAUAUUGGCUACACAGUGCUCAGCAAGUCCGCCUGGGAAGUGCUGAGGGACCAAAGGUGUGGAUAGUCGGCCUAGAUGAUUCCGGGUUCCUUCUGGUUCACCAGGAAAACAGCGAAGUGGUGACUGUGCAUCCAGACGGCAACUCCUUCGACAUGCUGAGAAACCUCAUAAUCCCCAAACAGCCGUAGUCCUGUCUGGAGCAUCUGCUGGGCCCCGGUCCACAGCUGGGAUGAGCUGGGACAGACGGAGGGCCCGAACCACCGCAGGAGCAUUGCACUUCGAUUUCUGCCGCCUUUCCUGGCCCGUGUAUCUGGAAAACUAAUUCGGAGUUGUAGGCAAAUUUUUUCUCCCUCCGCUUAACCUGUUAAUUCUUUAAUUUUUUUCUGUUGUCAUUUUAUUUGGUGUUUGAAGAUGCUGGGGGUGGAGGGUUGACAAGUGGAAGAUUUAAUUCAGGUAUACGCCCUGCCAUAGGCGUGAAAUCCUUCUCCCCUCUUGGAAUUGGAUGCAUCUUAAGUGGGGAGGGCGGUAGUUUUUACAUGGAAACAGCAAUGGCAUAAUUCAAAUGUUUUCCCAGUAGUGGAGGUCUUUACCCCUAGACUAUUAAAAACAGAUUUUAAAAACGUUUUCGGGCCCAGACCAUUGGUGAGUUAGAGGUAUGGUAACACUGUUUACAAGCAUCCAGGGAGGUGUUUUCCUACAGGAACAUAUAUUGGCACUUAGUUAUUUUAUUUUUUUGUUAGUGAAGAAAAGAGAAGGUAGAGUUCUAGAGUUACUCUCAUCCUGUGGUUUGUGGUCCAGUAACAAUGUCUAAGUGGAACAGAGGCUGGUAUGGUUGCAGUGACCUUGUAGAGGAAAUCAGUUAAUUACUUUGACAUUAAUUAAUGAGCUCUCCCUUCAUAAGUUUAAAUUUACUGCAUAUUCUGAAGUGAUGGGAUCAAGUUCGGGGUCCUGAAAGCGUUGAUCAGGCAGGUGCGUGGACGCGAGGUGGAUGAUCUGGGCCUAACAGCUGGGGAUGAAGUCUCUCCUGCCACACGCAAAGGAGGAUGUGGCGCUUGUAAGCCAGCUUCAGGCCCGCUUCAGAAUCCUGCAGAACUGUGCAGCGCACAGACUAUAGAAGUUCACGGCAUUUUAUUUGUAAGUCACAUUUUUUUGCCACCUUUUCAUAUUGCCAAAAAAGAAAAUGUUAUUGCUACUGAAUGCCAUCAGUUAAGAGGAUGGGUGUGUGUGUGAGAGAGAGAGAAACUUUGAAAGAAGAUGUUCGAAAUGUGAUGCCCUAAGAGUCUGCAUGGAAGAACAAAAGAAAGGAAGCCUUUUGAUAUACAUUUGCUCUUUCCAGAUGUAUUCCAUGCUUUGUCCAUGUAACUCCUAUCUCUGUUGAACUUGAGAAUCGUACACCUUACUUUUCAGCCCGAAAAGGCCAAUUUUUGUCCACUUUUCUCUCUUCCUGCCAAUCCCAACUGAAAUUAGUGGCAAGAAAACUUGAUGAGGCUCUCAGCUUUGAACAAAAUCCCAUUAUUGGGCACUAGCACCCUCUUCAUCCAGCUUUAACCCGUCAGCCUAACGCCAGAAACUUGUGGUCUUCAGGAUAAAAUCUGUCUACCUGUAGCCGGGCACAGGCAGCCACAUAGGAAGGAAACAAGUAACAUGUUGAGUUAAGUCCACUAACCCAAUAUGUGUGUUUUGGGAAUGUAACUUGAAAAGAACUUCAGAAGUAAUUUUUGCAAAUAAGGCUUCAAGUAGAAUUAUUUUUCAAAAAAAAACAAAAACAAAAAAACCACUCUCUCCUAAAUGCCCAAGUCUAAAUAAAAGUUUAAAGUCCACAGCACCCCAGAAUUACAAAAUGGUCUCACCCUUGAGAGGGCAUCUGCAAAAUAUCAUCAAGAAGAAAGAUCUCAGGCUAAUGUUGCAAGUUUCAUUUCUCAAACUUUGUAAUAUAAGGCAAGUCAUGUCUCAGAGCUGCCAUCAUUACUUUUUGAAUUUCUUUGGGGGGUUAUUUAAUGAGAAACAUGCUACGAUUUGUUUUAAGCUGAAGUCCUAUUCUAGACAGUCUGCUUUGGGGAAAAAAAAUGUUAUCAUUUAAUUUCCUUUUGGUAAAUUAAAACUAAUGAAGUGUGGCCAUGUCAAAGCAGAUGGAGAUGUUCCGGGCAUAUCACUUUGCCUCUGUGCUUUUAAGACUGUUCUUACUUGUUCCGACACCCGGUUGUCUUGAGGGAGACAACAGAGACUUGGAGCAGAUGCUGUGUUUUUCAUAAACCUGAUUUUGCCUCAGAGGAACCAAAGACUUUUGAAAUUCUGCUUCAUAUAGAACAGCUGAAUAAAAGCAUUUUCCUUACAGCUGUUAGCAUUAGGGAAACUUGCUGUACUGCACUCAUCAAUUUGGGGCGUUUAUGCACCCGGCAAUCGAUGACCUCAAGGAGCUUUAAAGUCUUAACGGGAACUUUGCAUUUUCUUCUUAAUCUUUAAAACACAGCACCUAAACCCAGGAUUGGCGCGUGCUCUUAGGAUAUUUGAAUUGUGCCCCAGUUUAGAGGCUGCGCAUUGAACGUCUACCAGGUUAAGUAAAGGGCAAGAUGUCAUCCCUUCUGGGCUGGUAGCAAAUUUCAGAAGAACUCUUGAGGAAGUGCCCCCUAAAAUAGGACACAGCAAUACCUGGGCUUCCCGGGCACGCACGCACGCAUGGACACACGCACACACACCCCCCUCAGCAGUGCUCCUCGGCACUGUUCAUCCUGGCAGCGUUUACAGCGUGGAGGCAAAGCCGAAAGGAUUUGUGUCCGGUGUGGGGUUUGCUGCUGCAGCCCCCUGACUGCUGUGGGUGGGUGCGCAGGCCCAGACCCGCGUAGCAUGCAACCGCACCCCUACCCCAUCCACACACGGGGGGGCUGCGUGGCCGCCUCUCACCCGAGAGUCUGGGAGCCAGGAGAGAAGCCAGUCUCACCCAACCGUUUCAGAGUGCAUAAAGGAGACAUUUUAGGCUUACAGUCCAUAGAUCUGUUUGCUUUUAAAAGACAAAGAAUGGAGAGUCGGUAUUCCUGGGUAACUACUAUGCGUAUUUGAAAUAAAAGAAAGUGUGAAACCUCUGCAUUUUUAGCUUUUCAAAGAAUCAUCUCUGAAAAGGAAUUAAUUUAAACCAAUUCCUAUAAAAAGCA
Physeter macrocephalus (sperm whale) is the source of this 4094-nucleotide messenger RNA. RefSeq names its product holocarboxylase synthetase (gene HLCS). Gene Ontology annotation, molecular function: biotin--[biotin carboxyl-carrier protein] ligase activity. Gene Ontology annotation, cellular component: cytoplasm. Gene Ontology annotation, biological process: protein modification process. NCBI's taxonomy places the organism in Eukaryota, Metazoa, Chordata, Mammalia, Artiodactyla, Physeteridae. Bases 150 to 1133 code for a protein of 327 amino acids. The transcript is spliced from 7 exons. The record is from RefSeq and is a predicted model, not a curated record.